This is a messenger RNA of Pelobates fuscus (common spadefoot toad), 1345 nucleotides long. It is a transcript of the gene LAMTOR4, whose product is annotated as late endosomal/lysosomal adaptor, MAPK and MTOR activator 4. Gene Ontology annotation, molecular function: guanyl-nucleotide exchange factor activity. Gene Ontology annotation, cellular component: Ragulator complex; lysosome. The coding region runs from base 60 to 353 and encodes 97 amino acids. The transcript has 4 exons. Gene Ontology annotation, biological process: cellular response to amino acid stimulus; positive regulation of TOR signaling. Lineage: Eukaryota; Metazoa; Chordata; Amphibia; Anura; Pelobatidae. The record is from RefSeq and is a predicted model, not a curated record.
GAAAAAUAGGAAGCUGAAAUAGGAGGUGAAGGAAGCAGCUGAUCAGAGAGGCAGCCACCAUGACAUCUACAUUGACACAGGGGUUGGAGCGGAUCCCAGAUCAAAUGGGUUAUCUGGUGAUGAGCGAAGAUGGGGUUCUAGCAAGUGCUGGUGAUCUGGAGAAUGAUGAGCGCGUGGCAGGCAUUAUCAGAGAGAUGGUGACUACAGCCUGCAGCUUUCGUUUGGGAGAACAACCACCAUUCAAACGCAUGAGUAUUGUUUUCGGGGAGCAUUCAUUCCUGGUCACUGUUUCAGGACAAAAGAUUUAUGUGGUGAAGCGUCAUAAUGUUGUUCGAGAGCCGAUCAGCGUUUAGCCCCCGUUCUUCUGCCUGCACCUAUUAUUUGCUAUUUUUACAACCACAUUGUGAAUCAAAUGAAGUCUGUUUUAAAUGUGACUGUUACUUAAAACAACUGUACAUGAUCCCACAGACGAAGUUAUAUCUAACCUUGGCCCCUAGCUGAUGCCUUUGAAUGUCACAUCAACGUGAUAAAUUUAGGACACUUUACAGAUGGUUUUUAUUAAUGUAACAGCCGCGGAUACUCCUUGUUGGCACCUCUGUGGCCCAUCUCGGUGUGUUUCCAGUCGUCUUCUGGUACGGUCCACUGACUCUUGUACAAGUUGGAGUUCUUUACGUAUAUGCACAAUGUCAACAUCCAACCACAAUCCAAAACUCCCAAGCUGGGACAUAUGAGAUGGGGGAGAGUUAUAAGCACAAAAGAGCGUUGCCGAACGUCUCAUAAAUCGUAAUGAUGUGAAGUAUCCAUUAUAAAAUUUAAUAAUGGUUAAAUUUCAUAAUAAAGUGGGCACAACACGAUCCCGGUUUUAUAAAUUAAAAAAAAAAAACACAAAAAAAAAAACUUCAAAUAGGUAACCAGUAAAACUGCGUGUAUUCACCUUUUAAGCUUUACUUGAAUAAUAAACACAGACAAGUCUUUGCUGUCUAUAAAAUACUAUAACCUAUAAAAAAAAAAAUAGGGCAGUAUCGUUAAAUCACUCAUUGACAUGACUGUGUUUUAACUUGCAUACUUGUAUGUGUGUGUUUUUUUUUUUUUUUUUUUAUAUUUUGACUGUGUACAGAAUACAUGACUGACUAAAUGUACCUGCCAGUGACCCAUGCUAAUUGGACAAUCCACUUCUGUAUGUAAUGGAGAUUACUGUAUAUUGUACUGCCGCAGAUGACCCGUGAUAGUUCUAAUUGACUGAGCAUUGUAGGGGUUGUAAUCUGUAGCCUGUUCCUCCUCUGAUUUAAUUUGUGAAUAUUGCAGUGUAUAUAACAAGGACAUUAAAAAUAUUUGGAACACUGGA